UCAGGGACCCAGGCCGGCGACGCGGUUAAGAUGCGCUCGGUGCUCAACACCUUUGCAUGGGAUCAGAGCCGCCAGUCGCCGCUCUAUCUUGGUUCGGUCAAGGCCAACGUGGGACAUGGGGGGUCUGCUUCUGGUGUCACGGCGCUGAUCAAAGUUCUGCUAAUGAUGCGAAAGACUCGCAUACCACCUCACUGCGGGGUCAAGGGCAAAAUCAACAGCAGCUUUCCGUCAGAUUUAGAUAAGCGGCAAGUUCGUAUUGCCCUCGAGGGAGAGGCAGAAUGGAGCCCACCGAAAGGGAACAAACGCAGAGCCCUGGUGAACAAUUUCUCGGCAGCAGGGGGAAACACCGGACUGCUGUUGGAAGAUGCUCCAAAGACCGCCAUAGACAAUAGCCCGCAGUCAGAUCAGCGCUCGCAUCAUGUUGUCGUGCUCUCUGCAAGAUCAGCACAGUCUCUGCAGCAGAAUUUACGAGCUCUUGCAGACUUUGUGAAGACAAAUCCAUCGCCUGAUCUCUUACCUCGACUCGCUUAUACCACAACUGCCCGGCGAUUGCACCACAGCCGACGAGCGGCAAUUGUAGCAUCGGACAUUCCACAGCUUGAAGGGUUGCUGUUGGAGAAGGCUAAAACUGUGAGCGAUAUUGUGCCUAAGACAACACCAGCAUUAGGAUUCCUGUUCACUGGCCAGGGCGCUCAGCAAACGGCCAUGGCGCGUGGGCUGUACGAGAGCUUCUCCUCUUUCCGCGACGAUCUCAACAAUAUGGACUACAUUGCCCAAGGACAAGGAUUUUCUUCAAUCAUACCACUCAUUGAUGGUACGGUCCAGAUCCAUGAUCUGUCCCCAACUGUAAUCCAGCUGGGCACAUGUAUCAUCCAGAUGGCACUGGCAGGCUUCUGGAAAAGCAUCGGAUUGCAGCCGAGUUAUGUGCUUGAUCAUAGCCUGGGAGACUAUGCCGCAUUGCACAUCGCCGGCGUCUUAAGUAUCGCUGAUACGAUAUACCUCGCCGGGUAUCGGGCGACACUGUUGGAGGCGCGAUGUCCUCAGGACACCCACAGUAUGAUAGCCGUCAAGAGCGCUGUCUCGGAGUUGAAGCCUAUCGUUGCAAGUGGCCUAAUGAAGGUGGCAUGUAUCAACGGAACCAACGAGACUGUGUUAAGCGGCGAGAGCGGUGCUCUUGAUGAGGCAUGUGAGCAGCUCUCCCGGCAAGAACUGAAGUUCACGCGGUUGAAUCUACCCUAUGCUUUCCAUUCUGCGCAGGUUGAGCCAAUCCUGGAUGAACUGGAACGAGCAUCGCGCUGUGUACAAUUCUGCCAGCCUGUCAUCCCGGUCGUGUCUCCUCUAUUGAAGGCAGUAGUCGCGGGUAGCGACAAUACUGUCUCUAUUGGACCCGAAUACAUCCGACGUCAUUGCCGAGAGGCAGUUGACUUUUGGGGGGCCGUCAAUGCCGCUCAGGGCCACGGCCUGAUGAUCGAUGGGACAGUGACGAUUGAGAUUGGCGCGCACCCAAUACUGAGUGCCCUCGUCAAGUCUGUCUUGGGUCAAGGCAUUGCACCCUAUGCCUCGCUCCGCCGUAACGAGGAUGUAUUCAAGACGCUUUCCGAGACGCUUGCUGCAUUGCACCUAUCAGGUUUGCCGAUAGACUGGAACGAGUACCACCGCGACUUUACCGCUAGCCACAAAGUGUUGGAGCUCCCCAGAUACAAUUGGGACCUUGCAAAUUACUGGAUUCAAGAUGAGGGCGACUGGUGCCUCCACAGGGGGGCGCAAGGUAUCCCCCAGGCCGAACAGAGAAACACUAGGCUCAGUCCUGCUGUGCAAAAGAUAAUUACUGAGAAGGUAGAUACAGAGCACGCACUCAUUGUCAGUGAAGCAAGCUUGCAAGAUGAGGAGCUGCUUCCUGUCUGUCGUGAUCAUCGGGUUAGUGGGCUGAUUUUGUGUCCAUCUUCACUGUACGCAGAUAUCGCGUAUACACUCGCGUCUCAUCUGCUCGUCGCGCAUAAGCCGGAAUGGGUAUCAGAAAGUCUCAGCCUCGAUAUUUGCGACAUGGCGGUCGAGAAGGCAUUGGUGGUGCAGCCAGAGGAAUCACACGUCUUUCGCGCGGAAAUGGACCUACAAUGGGGCACUCGUCACGGCACGAUGCAGGUCUACAGCGUAGAUGCCAGCGGUCAGCGUCGAGAACUUCAUGCCGAAUGCAACGUUGUCCUCGAGCGCAGCGAAGCUUGGCGAGGGGAGUGGCAGCGCCAACUGUAUCUAAUCCACCGCAGGAUGGAGCAGCUUCGCAAAGGCUUGGAUCUGGGAGUCACACACAAGCUUCGUCGCAGCCUUGCAUACAAGCUUUUCUCUUCCGUUGUCGAGUACGGCCCGCGAUACCAAGGGCUGGACGAGGUCGUGUUUGAUAGUGAAGGGCUGGAGGCAACCGCCACCGUUCGACUGCAGUCCGUUGCAGAGAAGUACGCUCUCAACCCCUUUUGGUGCGACAGCAUUGGCCAUCUCACUGGGUUUGUAAUGAACUCCAGUGCUAGCCCGGAUCUUGCAGAGCAUGUCUUUGUGAACCAUGGCUGGCGGUCGAUGCGCACGACAGAGAAGCUGUCGCCUGACGAGGUCUAUCAGACCUACGUCAAGAUGCAGCCAGUGGGGGAUACGGGGUCAUUGUUUGCUGGGGACGUCUAUCUUCUGCGCAACAACGCUAUUGUCGCCGUCUUUGGAUCCAUUACCUUCCAGAAGGUCCCCAGGCGGGUUCUCGAGAUGCUCCUCCCACGGCCCAAGAAUGGUGCUAUGCCAAAGCGCGUCAUUCAAGCAGCUUCAGUGCCGGCUAGGAACGUCAGAAAAGUGGAUGACGAAUCCUCCAAGCUUGCACAGGUAGUGAAGGUAAUCGCUAGCGAGAUCGGCAUUACUCCUGACAAGCUCCCGGAGGAUACUCCCUUCGCAGACUUUGGGGUCGACUCUCUCAUGUCGCUGACCAUUAUCGGAUCCAUCCGAGAAACGACCGGUCUGGACGCGCCUCCAUUCCUGCUGGAGACUUAG
Molecule: messenger RNA, 3024 nt
Organism: Aspergillus homomorphus CBS 101889
Lineage: Eukaryota; Fungi; Ascomycota; Eurotiomycetes; Eurotiales; Aspergillaceae
Exons: 2
Biological process (GO): secondary metabolite biosynthetic process; fatty acid biosynthetic process
Molecular function (GO): fatty acid synthase activity; phosphopantetheine binding
Source: RefSeq, a predicted model, not a curated record